GUAUUUCCAACUAAUAUAACAAAAAAUUGGAAACCAUAUCAUAUAGUGAAUAUUAACAAACAAAAACCUAUUGAUGUUAGAAAUGGCAGCCAAACUCCACAUCUCUUCUUCCUUUAGCCACAAGGCCAAUGAUUCGCCAACUUCAUCAUCUUCCUCAUAUUCAUCGUUUCUUGCUCUGCCUCAAUUCCUCUGUACACCGUUUUCAUCAGGCUUUGCACAGUUCAAGCUUCACGCCAAAUUAGGUGGAGGAGAUGGAGAAGUGAAACCUAAAGAAAAGAAGAAGUUCAUAACCAAAGAGGAAGAACCAGAACAGUAUUGGCAAAGCACUGGCGAAAGAGAAGGGGAGAACCCGAUGAAGACUCCUCUCCCUUACAUAAUCAUUUUUGACGCAGCUUGGAAGAAGGAGAACAACAUGGCAGCCUUCGGUUGCAUAUUCACCAAUAGACAGGGCCGUAUACACUAUCAAACGACUCAAGCAGAGAGGAACGUUCCUUCACCGCGGGUGGCGGAAGCUCUAGCACUACGGUGGGUACUCAUAGCAGCCCUUUUACAGGGUUUCUCUAGAAUCUGUUUCAACACAGAUUGUCGAUUGCUCUUAGCAGCACUCACCUCGAAAGCUCCUUCGGCUGAUCUCCACGGGAUCGUCCAAGACAUCAAUCAUUUUGUAAUGACCCAACCCCAACUCCAAAGGCCAAAGAAUUUGAGCUGCCUGAGAUCGUCGCCGAAGCUACCUCACCCACGGAACGUGCCAGCCUCGCCACCACCGAUAACCGCCCAAGGUGAGACCGACGAGCAGGAGUGAUUAUCAGACUGGUGCUAUUGGGCUUUUCGGCUUUUACUACUAUCGAGCUUUGGAUUUCUAUCACUUUUAUCGUUUUAUCGCUUUU
Molecule: messenger RNA, 887 nt
Organism: Brassica oleracea var. oleracea
Lineage: Eukaryota; Viridiplantae; Streptophyta; Magnoliopsida; Brassicales; Brassicaceae
Exons: 6
Coding region: 74-802 (242 amino acids)
Cellular component (GO): chloroplast
Molecular function (GO): RNA-DNA hybrid ribonuclease activity; nucleic acid binding
Source: RefSeq, a predicted model, not a curated record